Messenger RNA from Amborella trichopoda, 1819 nucleotides. RefSeq lists its product as uncharacterized. The record is from RefSeq and is a predicted model, not a curated record. Gene Ontology annotation, cellular component: CCR4-NOT complex. Gene Ontology annotation, biological process: mRNA catabolic process. Lineage: Eukaryota; Viridiplantae; Streptophyta; Magnoliopsida; Amborellales; Amborellaceae.
UUAGGCCAAAAUUUCACUCAUUCUUUCUUCAAUGAUUUUCUUCUCCUUCUUCUCUGCAACAUCGUGUUGUUUGAAAACACACACACACACUCUCUCUCUCUCUCUCUUCCCUUAACAUCGGAAGAAUUAGAAUUGCAGGCCUCCGCCUUCUUUAUUUCUCUUUAAGAGUCCAAAUUCCUGAUCUCUCCAAAAUCGAAAUUGCAGAGGUUAAAUUCCAUUGCAAAGAAUUUGGGUUUGAGGAAGAAGGAAUUUUAGAGAUGGAAGAAGGUAGCCGGGAAUUUGAUCAGUUCCAAGAUCAUCUUUGGCAAGAACACACCCUCGCUCUUCUUCAUAACCAUGGCAUCGGCCAAGGGUUACAUGAUCUCAGUCAAAUAAAGAAAAUCUGGCGCAAGCACAAGCUUCAGUGGAUGCAGCGGAGGCCAAUGGAGAUUCCGGAAGUGAUCCUGGACCUUCAGCGUGAAGAAAACAGAGAAUACGCUCUCAGAUGCCUAAGCAGUUUCCUGAUUCUGAGGAGGGAAGAUGAUCCAGAAAAUUAUCAGCGAGCAGGCUUCUUCUUAUUCAAUUCUUGUGCGACCAUGACUAUCUUGUUGCAGGAGUUGGUAUCUGCUUACUGGAAAAUGGUGGAUGGGAGCCUCACUGUAAGAGAAACGAGGCGCCUUGGCAAUGUUCUCACCCUCUUUCAGAGUGUGGCAGCAAACAAUGAAACUAGGCUCAAAUUUGUGCAAGCUUUUAUCCCAAACUUUCUGGUACCCCUUAUAUUAUUCGAAAGCACUGAGGAGGCAUAUGAGAACAUCCGUGGCAUGUCCCUCUCUGUCAUUGGAAUCAUAUGCCAGGAAAGAGAACCUGAUAUCAUUAAGUGGGCAGUUGAUAACAAUAUUGUGGAAAUUUGUCGACGGGGGAUCCAGAUUGGUGGUGAACUUUCCAAAGUGAUCGCAAUGCACAUUAUUGAAGCUAUUCUGCAAGAUAAGUCUGGGAUUUCCUACAUAUGUAAACCUGAGGCUGAUCAUCUACUCAAAAACCUGCUGGAGACAUGGGAACAUAUGGUUAUGGUUCUCUCUGUGAACAAAGACCACUCACCUCGUCUUCUCUUCCAUAUCAUCAGGUGUUAUGUUCUGCUCUGCACUGAUACCAGGGGUUUCAAUAUGCUAAUCGAUUACCUCCCUGAACCCAUUACAAACAACUCAUUUCAACAAAUCACAGAGGAGUUUCCUGUGAUAAGAAGAAUGCUAGAACAACUUCUUAUGAAUACUGGGAAAGUAGUGGAAGUUCCUUUUAGCAGAAGAAGCAAGAGUAAGUAUCCAGAUCCAAUUGAGGAUAAGUUACCCUCCCAAUACGCUGAUUCUUGUACUUCUUUGGUGGUAGCCAAUGAGAUGAUGCCAUUGAAUUCGAUUGAUCCAAAUACUGAGAGUUGUUCCCUUGGAAAUAGUAAGCGUGACUCUUCCUUACAAAAAGCAGCUUCCAAGGGCAAAGAGAACUGGAGUGAUCUUUGGGCUGGGCUCCAUGAUUUUGUGCUUCAAGAGAAAAAUGACAAAUGAUUUGUGAAACUUGCCACUAUCUUAUUGUUAUGCAUGCCUAACUUUUGUAGGUCAAUCAUCUGUGUCUUACUUCAAGAGAUUUGGUUCUAGUCUUUUACCUUUUCCUCCCUCAUACCUAUUAUAUUUCUCUCUUCCUAUUGUAUUUCGGCUUUAGCACUUUGUCUUUGGAGUUUCUGUAAUCAACUGUCCAUCAGAUGCAUGUACAGUUUGAGCUUUUUAUAUUUGUAUUGCCAAGUGUACAGCAUGAAUUUUUUUACCACAGCUUUGGUAUAAUAAGAACUAGU